Molecule: messenger RNA, 511 nt
Organism: Drosophila grimshawi
Lineage: Eukaryota; Metazoa; Arthropoda; Insecta; Diptera; Drosophilidae
Product: lipase 3-like
Exons: 2
Coding region: 1-417 (138 amino acids)
Source: RefSeq, a predicted model, not a curated record
AUGAACAAUUUCCCACCACCAUCAGCUCUGGCAGAAGGAUUCGGUGAGCAGCCGGCUGGCUGUUCCACAAAUCAAAUAUUGCAUUAUAUGCAAGAACAGCAAUCGGGCCAUUUUAGACUGUACGAUUACGGCACCAGGAAGAAUCUAGAAAUGUAUAAAUCAGAGCAGCCACCAGAUUAUCCGGUGGAGAAUAUAACCGCAAUAGUGCACUUGUGGUAUUCCAAAAAUGAUGUUAUGGCCGCAGUGGAGGACGUGUUGGCUCUGGCGAAUCGCCUGCCCAACAAGGUGUUGCAUCAAAUUAAGGAUCCUAAGUGGGAACACGAUGAUUUUGCGCUAAACUUGGAGAUCCGUGAUUAUGUAAAUAAGCCAGUCGUUGAGAUUAUACAAAAUUUUGAAAGAAUUAAGAAUGAAAUUUGAUUAUCUUCAUUGAUAUUUUAUCUAUAAUCACGUAUAAAUUAAAAAAUCUGUAAUGAGAUCGAAAACUUUCAAAAUAGUUCUAAUUUUGUGAAAU